This is a messenger RNA of Helianthus annuus (common sunflower), 2650 nucleotides long. RefSeq names its product EIN3-binding F-box protein 2. Gene Ontology annotation, cellular component: SCF ubiquitin ligase complex. The record is from RefSeq and is a predicted model, not a curated record. Gene Ontology annotation, biological process: SCF-dependent proteasomal ubiquitin-dependent protein catabolic process. Bases 295 to 2178 code for a protein of 627 amino acids. The transcript is spliced from 2 exons. Gene Ontology annotation, molecular function: protein binding. Lineage: Eukaryota; Viridiplantae; Streptophyta; Magnoliopsida; Asterales; Asteraceae.
AAGCAACGAACCAAUUUGGUGACUGGUUUUGGGUACGGUGGGUUAAAUGAAUCUGAUGACUAAACCUCACCUAUACAUACAUACAUGUAUCCCCUCUAUAUAUCUAUAUAUCAUACACCCAUGUAUAUAUAUAAUCCUAAAACCCUUCCUCAACAAAAACACAGAGUCUUUCAGCCUAAAUAACAAAACUUUAGCUUAAAUGCAAAUAAAUCUUCAAAGGGUUUGAAUCAACAACUGCUGAAUUUGGUUAAAAAUUUGAUCUUUUUGUUGGGUUCUUCUCAAGAGUUUACAAAGAUGCCUACAUUGGUUAAGUACAGUGGUGAUGAUGAACGUCAUAAGGGUAGAUCAAUAUGCUCCAUGGAUCCGACCCGUUUGUUAUCUGUUCAUGAUCUUUACAUCCGACCUUACAAACGGGCCCGAAUCACUGACCCGUAUAAAGAAAACAACCCAUCAAUUGAAAUCCUCCCUGACGAAUGUCUUUACGAGAUCUUUAUUCGUUUAUCGGGUCCCCAAACAAGAAGCAUAUCCGCUUGUGUAUCAAAGCAUUGGCUUACAAUCAUAAGCAAUAUCCGAAACUCAGAACUCAAGUCAAACAAAGUCAAAGUCAAAGCUGAAGUCAACGACCAGUUGUUGAACGACAAUGAACAAGAGAACGAUGGGUAUCUCACGAGGUCGUUAGAAGGUAAGAAAGCGACCGAUACAAGACUCGCUGCAAUCGCUGUUGGUACGUCUGCCCGAGGUGGAUUGGGCAAGCUUUCGGUCAGGGGGAGUAGUAAAGUUACAAGUGUUGGGUUCCUCUCGAUCGCAACUAGCUGCCCGUCUUUAAAGGUUCUUUCGUUAUGGAACGUUCCUUUGAUUAAAGACGAGUUGUUGGUAAAUAUCUCCAAUGAAUGUCACGUGUUAGAAAGUCUUGAUCUUUCGCAAUGCCCGUUAAUCACCAACGCGGGUUUGGCUUCAAUCGCGGAAAACUGCCCGAACUUAAGUUCAUUAACGAUCGAGUCGUGUAAAAACAUAGGUAACGAGAGUCUUCAAGCCGUUGCCCGCUGCCCGAAUCUACAAUCUAUCUCGAUAAAAGACUGCCCGCUUAUUACCGAUCAAGGAAUCACUACUCUUUUAUCGUCAUCUUCGGUUCUUACGAAGGUUAAGCUUCAAUCGUUAAACAUAACCGACUCAUCGCUUGCGGUUAUUGGGUGUUACGGGAAGUCGAUUACCAAUCUUGCCCUCACGAGUCUCCGGAAUGUGACCCAAAAAGGGUUUUGGGCAAUGGGUAAUGCGAGAGGUCUUGAAUCUUUAACGUCGUUAACGGUAGUUUCGUGUAAUGGUGUUACGGAUCUAUGCCUCGAAGCUAUCGGAUAUGGGUGUCGAGUGUUGAAGAAUAUGGCGCUUAAAAAGUGUUGUUUUGUAUCCGAUAACGGGUUGGUUUCUUUCGCUAAAGCCGCUCGUUUUCUUGAAAGUUUGCAGCUAGAAGAGUGUAAUCGGAUCACACAACAUGGGAUUUUGGGAACUUUAUCGAAUCAAAACUCGAAGUUGAAAUCUUUCUCGCUUGUAAAGUGUAUGGGAAUCAAAGAAUUAGCCCACGAACCGGUUGACUUCUCCGAAAGUCAAUCUUUACGAUCGUUAACAAUUAAGAACUGCGUUGGAUUCGGAAACACUAAUUUGGCGAUGAUUGGGAAGUUAUGUCCACGUUUGCAUAAUCUCGAUCUAACCGGGCUCGACAAGAUAGACGAUACAGGUCUUUUCGAACUUCUCAAAGUCUGCAAAGUUGGACUUUUAAAAGUCAACCUUACCGAUUGCAUACACUUGACCGAUAACGUAGUGAAAGCUUUGGUUAAGAUCCACGGCGAAACCCUAGAAGUGCUUAAUCUUGACGGAUGCAAGAAAAUCGGUGACAAAACCUUGGCGGCAAUCGCGGAAAACUGCUUAUUUCUCAAAGAUCUCGAUGUUUCAAAGAGCUGCGUUACGGAUUCUGGUGUUGCUUGUUUGUCUAGUAGCGGUCGAAUGAACCUGCAGGUUCUUUCGUUAUCGGGUUGUUCUAGGGUCUCUAACGAGAGUUUGUGUUCGUUUGAGAAAUUGGGAAAGACCCUUGUGGGAUUAAAUCUCCAAGGCUGCAACUCGAUUAGUAGUAGUGUGAUCGAGUCGCUUGUGGUUAACCUAUGGAGAUGCGAUAUACUUACUUGAAAAAUAAACGGUCCUAAGUUGUUCCUAACCGCACUUGCGGACGGUGAAUCUUGGUGAACCUGGUUGGCAUAAUGGUCCGGUUUUUGCAGGCUUGAGUGGUCUGUUUGUGAAUCUUUGUGUAAAACUGAGAGACACUGUUUGGACUUUUGUUGACCAUGGUUCUUUGAGAGUUUCUGUUUUGGGGGUUAGUUUGCAGGGUGAGGGUGUGGUUCGGACCAUCGUGUAUGAGGUUCAACCAUGUGUGUCCACUGGUUCGGUUUUGUAUGGAGUGAAGGAGGGUGGUUCUGGCUUUUUGGGCAAUGGUUAGAUGCUUAGAUUGUUGAUGGUUGACUUUUGGUUGGUGUCAAAGUCAAAGAAACCAUUUGUGUUUGAAUUUGGUCAUCCAGAUGCUCAUGUAUUUGUGGGAUUUUAGUCUUGUAUGCAGUUUUAAUUAACUUGUUUUAAUUUUCAAUAUUCAUUGUACCUUUUGAUC